Messenger RNA from Thermochaetoides thermophila DSM 1495, 1335 nucleotides. Its product is annotated as URM1 activating enzyme-like protein. Gene Ontology annotation, biological process: protein urmylation; tRNA wobble position uridine thiolation. Gene Ontology annotation, cellular component: cytosol; cytoplasm. The transcript is spliced from 2 exons. The coding region runs from base 1 to 1335 and encodes 444 amino acids. Gene Ontology annotation, molecular function: thiosulfate-cyanide sulfurtransferase activity; URM1 activating enzyme activity; adenylyltransferase activity. NCBI's taxonomy places the organism in Eukaryota, Fungi, Ascomycota, Sordariomycetes, Sordariales, Chaetomiaceae. The record is from RefSeq and is a predicted model, not a curated record.
AUGGGGUCUACUCAGAAAAGCCUAUCGAAAGAAGAGAUUGAGCGCUACUCGCGCCAAAUGAUUGUCCCCGGUAUGGGGAAGGAGGGCCAACUUCGUCUCAUGAACGCCAAGGUCCUCAUUAUCGGCGCCGGGGGUCUCGGCUGCCCAGCUGCUCAAUAUCUUGCCGGCGCGGGCGUGGGCACCAUUGGCAUCGUCGACGGCGACUCGGUCGAAACAUCUAAUCUCCACCGGCAGGUCGCCCACGCUACGAAGCGUGUCGGCAUGCUCAAAGUCGACAGCCUCAUCACUCACCUGAUCGAGAUCAACCCACUCCCCGUCUACGUCCCCUAUCGCUUCGACCUGACCCCGCAGAACGCUGCUCAAAUUAUCAAGCCAUGGGAUGUCAUCCUCGACUGCACCGACAAUCCGGCUACGCGCUACCUCAUUUCUGACGUCUGCGUACUCCUGGGCAAGCCGCUGGUCUCCGCAGCGUCAGUGCAAAAAUCCGGCCAGCUCAUCGUCCUGAAUUGCCCGCCGACUCCGCAAGGCGUGGUCAACAAGAAGGCUGCGCCAUGCUACCGGUGCUGCUUCAAGAAGCCCCCGCCGCCCAGCGCACAAACAUCAUGCGGUGAAGCGGGUAUCAUGGGACCUGUGGUUGGCAUGAUGGGUGUCGCGCAGGCCGGCGAGGCGAUCAAAAUUUUGGUAUCACAGCUGCAUAUGCCACCAAAGGAGGGCGAGGAAGUGUCUCCUGAGAAGAAUCUGGUUCAGCCGACGCUGCUGAUUUAUACCUAUGAUCUGAACAGCGCGAUUGGGCCGUACUCCUUCCGGGCACUCAAGAUGGGUGGGAGGAAGAAGGAUUGUUUCGCUUGCGGAGAGAACUCGACUCUCACGCUGGAUGGGAUUAAGUCAGGGAACCCGAACUAUGUGCAAUUUUGCGGCAACAUGACGCAAAGCACGAAUCUUGCCCCGGAGGAUCGAAUCACAGCCACGGCGUACAAUGAGAAGAGGAGAAAUGGAGAGUUAGGAGAGCAUAUCCUUCUCGACACCCGUGAAAAGGAGCACUUUUCCUUUGGCAGCAUCCCAGGAGCUGUCAAUGUACCAUUUAGCAAGUUUUUGGUCAAAGCGUCCUCCAUUAAGAGAGAGGGCAAUUCUCCCGCUGAACUUUUGCCCAUGCAACCUGCAAGCGACGAGGCACCUAUCGUUGUCGUCUGCCGGAGAGGGCAAGAUUCUCAAGAGGUCGUUGAAAAGCUCAAGGAGCUGGGGCUGGACAAUGGUGGAAAGCGCAAGAUUAUGGAUAUUGUCGGUGGUAUGAAGGCCUGGAGGGACGAGGUAGACCCAGACUUCCCCUUCAUAUGA